AUUAACCAUUUUAAUUAAUCUCUUCCUCUCUCUCUCUCUCUCUCUCUCUCUCCUAAUUUUAAUUCCCUUUCCUCUUAUAACUUCCUCUGUUUCCAACAUCCUCUGUUCAAUUUUUUUCUUUCAGUUUUCCUUAUUCAUUCCUUGUGUGUGUGGGUGUGUUUUUUCUCUCGAGGUUUUUGGCUGUGCUAUGGCACAGUUACCACCUAAGAUCCCCAAUAUGGCUUCUAAUUGGUCUGAAUUAUCCCGUCAGAAAAUCCCCUCCAUGGAAACUUUUGCACCUACCACCACUACACCACCGGUUACUCAACAGAAUCCUUCUUGGGUUGAUGAAUUUCUUGAUUUCUCUUCCGUUAGACGUGGAUCACAUCGUCGGUCUGUUAGUGAUUCCAUCACAUUUCUUGAAAUGCCAAUGCUGGAGGAUGAUUGUCGUGCCUCCGCUGCACCCCCACCACCGUCCACGGCAACCGGUGACCAGAAUGAAUUUGAUAGAUUUGAUGACGAGCAAUUCCUCUCGAUGUUUAAUGACGAAAUCUCCGCUGCUGUUGCACCAACUUUGUCGUCGUCGAACCCUUCCACGCCGUCUGAUCAUAACAGUAUUAACGAUGAGAAAGAUGCGCAAAACGAUGGGAAGGUAAAUCAGAAUAAAAAUGAGCCCGACGAAGUACAGAGCCAACAGCAAUCGGAAAAUCAAACUCAAUCCAAUUCAACGGCGACGGCGGGUUCCACUGAUCGGAUAACAGACCCAAAAAGAGUCAAAAGAAUUCUGGCAAAUCGGCAAUCGGCACAAAGAUCACGAGUGAGGAAGCUUCAAUACAUAUCAGAACUUGAACGAAGCGUUACAUCAUUACAGGCUGAAGUAUCGGUAUUGUCGCCGCGAGUGGCGUUUUUGGACCAUCAGAGAUUGCUUCUUAACGUCGACAACAGUGCUCUGAAGCAAAGAAUCGCCGCCCUUGCUCAGGAUAAGAUUUUUAAAGAUGCUCAUCAAGAGGCAUUAAAAAGGGAGAUAGAGAGAUUAAGACAAGUAUAUCACCAACAAAACAUCAAGAAAAUGGAAAAUGCAUCACCAUCACCAGCAAUUACUCCAUCUCAACCUGUCGCCACCACCGUCCCUGAUGCCAAACUUCCAAACGUAGAUCAAAACGAGCAAGUUCCAAAUGUCAUGGUUUAGGGAAAGGGACCACUUUCAAAAGCCCUUCCAUGAUUGAGUUGCAGAGAAGAUACAUGUGCAGCUUUGUUGAGUUAAAAGAAGAGAGAGAGAUGAAGAGGAAGUGGGAGAAGGAGAGGAAGUGGGUAAUUUUUAAUUUUAAUUAAUUUUUUUUUUAAGAAAAAACUAAUUUAAUGUUAGUGUUUGAGAGAGGAGGGGUUUUGUGGUAAUUAUUGUUUAUUCAUGGGGUUUUUUUGGAAAAAGGAAGAGGAGUUGAGGGGGUUAUUAGAAAAUUAGGGUUUGUAUUGGGAUGUACAAAAAGAGAAGAGGAGUGAGUGUUUUGUUUUGGGUUUGUGUCAGGGAUGGGUAUUUGGUACUUCAAUGUCUGAUGUGAUGUACUUUUCCACUGCUUUUUUCUCUUCUUCUUAUCACAUUAUUUGUCCCAUUAUUUCUAAAUUAUAAAUACCAAAAAAAAAAAAAAUGAAAACAAAAACAAACAAAUUAAUUCUAUCUAAAUAUAUUCUAUUGGUUUCGACUGUCAA
This is a messenger RNA of Cucumis sativus (cucumber), 1686 nucleotides long. Its product is annotated as basic leucine zipper 61. NCBI's taxonomy places the organism in Eukaryota, Viridiplantae, Streptophyta, Magnoliopsida, Cucurbitales, Cucurbitaceae. The coding region runs from base 188 to 1168 and encodes 326 amino acids. The transcript has 5 exons. Gene Ontology annotation, biological process: positive regulation of DNA-templated transcription. Gene Ontology annotation, molecular function: DNA binding; DNA-binding transcription factor activity. The record is from RefSeq and is a predicted model, not a curated record. Gene Ontology annotation, cellular component: nucleus.